Messenger RNA from Paramecium tetraurelia, 702 nucleotides. RefSeq lists its product as uncharacterized. The transcript has 3 exons. Lineage: Eukaryota; Ciliophora; Oligohymenophorea; Peniculida; Parameciidae. The record is from RefSeq and is a predicted model, not a curated record.
AUGAAGUAUUGCUCUUAAAUUAUAUUACAAGUGAUCCUUCAUUUACAUUAUACUAAAAUUCUUCGCCUUGAUUUAGAUUUUGUAAUAUAAAUAUUUUAAUCGCUCCUUUUCUUUAUCAACUCCAAUCAACAUCAACGGCAUUAUUGCAAAAGCGAAAUCACUCAAAAUAGAACAAUAUUCUAAAAAGGAGUUGAAAUAAAAACAUAUUAUGAUAUUCCCUCUUAUCAAAUUCAUUCAGAUCCAAAUAGAAUUAAACAAAUUAUAAUGACCUUUCUGUCCAAUUCAUUUAAAUUUACAGAGCAAGGAAAUUUCAUAAUUUCAGUUCAAACACUCAAUGCUGAUAAGUCUUAACAUAUUAAAAGAAGCAAUACUCCCUAAAUUAUACAAUAUUAAAAAAACAUUACAAGGAAAAUAUUACAAGGAAAAUAUUACGAAAACUUCAUCAAUAAACUAGUUUACACAAUAUCUGUUGAAGAUACUGGCUGUGGCAUACCAGAUAAUAUCAAACCAUAACUAUUCAACUUGUUUGCAACUUUUUCAAAUUAAAAGAUUGAAAAUAAAAGUGGAAUAGGGAUUGGAUUGAUGGUUUGUAAGAAUCUUGUAGGUCUACUUGUUCCAUCAGAAAACAUAGAUCUUUGGAGUGAAUAGAAUGUGGGAACGAUGAUGACAUGUUAAAUCUAUGCAAAAUUACAAGACAAUUGA